UUGUACAGUUCAACGUCUACAACUAGCGAUUUAUAGUAAAAUAAUAAACAAAUAAAACAAAAAAAGUAUCCUUAGGCCAAAACCUUUCGGCCGCGAUCAGUACUCUACUGUUGAAUUAACAUUAGUGUAUAUUUCCACAAAAAAAAAACUGGAAGUGAUCUUUGAAAUAUAAAUACAGAAUGAUUUAUUCAAAAAUUAGAACUCCUAAAUAUACGUCGGAUGCAUUUGAUAAUGUUGAAUAUCAAAUGCGUAUCACGUAUACGGUGGAAACUGAUCGCCGUAUCAUGAGUUUUGUAGACUCAAUGUGGGGCAUUGAGGUUUCUGGUGGUGUCGAUCAAUUUGAACCCUUGACAAUUAUAAAUCUAUCACCCAGUGGUUUGGCUCGUCGUGCUGGUAUGCGUAUCGGAGAUGAAAUAACCCAAAUCAAUGAUACUCCCGCUCUAGAACUGACAUUCAAUGAAGCUUUGGAGUUAUUUAGAAAAUCUGGUCGUUAUGUUCGUGUCUAUGUAAGAGGUGAUGUCGAUGAUGAGGGUGAAGAAGAUUGGACUUGUGACUUUUGGUUUAGACCACGUAGACCUUGGAGACGUGACUUUAAGCCUAUACAAUGGGAAUUCCCUUGGAAUGAUCGCCGCAAGCCUAUAUAUCGUGAAUCUAACUGUUUCAUGGUACCCUCACGCAUGGAGGAGAAAAUCCGUCAACGUCGUGCCGCUACCUCAGCUGUUAAGAAGAAGGAAGAGGCUCCUCCACAUACUAGAUCUUUGACACCUACUCCACGUCCCAAAAAUCAACCCGGAGAGAAUCUGUUGAAUACAGUUUUAAAACCACGUGGACCACCACCUAGAGAAUUGAACUGAGCUACAAGAAGAAUAAAAUUCGUUAACUACUUACUCGACUCCUUUAUCCAAUAUGUGGAAUUGAGAAAGAUGAAUUUAAUUAAUGUUGCUUGACCAUCUCUAAAAUAUACAAGUGCAAAUGAAAAAUUCCAAAAAAUGA
Molecule: messenger RNA, 993 nt
Organism: Lucilia cuprina (Australian sheep blowfly)
Lineage: Eukaryota; Metazoa; Arthropoda; Insecta; Diptera; Calliphoridae
Exons: 3
Coding region: 180-854 (224 amino acids)
Biological process (GO): actin cytoskeleton organization; muscle structure development
Cellular component (GO): adherens junction; stress fiber; filamentous actin
Molecular function (GO): actin binding; muscle alpha-actinin binding
Source: RefSeq, a predicted model, not a curated record